AUGAUGAUGAUAGGCUGGUAUGCUGCACGCCUAUGGGACGACAAUGCAUGCUCCGGGGGGGGAGACCGCGGGAAAAACCAGGACCUUCCCUGCUCUGGUGAUGGUGCUGCUGCUGAUACUGCUGUUGAUGCUGCUGCUUCUGUUGCUGCUGCUACUGGUGUUGCUGCAGGGGGAACUUCACUGCAGAAUUUUGCUCAUUGGAUGCAACAGAUGAAUAGCGGCGAGCCUUUGUCUUCUUUCUCUUCUCCAAGUUUUGUAUUUUCACCUUCUUCUCUGUUCCCUUCACAUCGUCGAGGUGAAUCCACCCACACCUCGGGGGUGGGGCAGCUGCAAGAGACCACAACGCCUCAGCACAACGAGCAACAGCAGCAGCAGCAGCAGCAGCAGCAACAGCAGGAGCGCUGCCCCUUGCCAGGGGUGGACGUGAUUCGGGGCCGGUAUCCUCUGGAGAGAAUUACCAGUUGUGUAUAUGCAUUUCUGGGUGCCCACGACAACCUCGUGCAGCCGGGUCAGUAG
Eimeria mitis is the source of this 516-nucleotide messenger RNA. RefSeq lists its product as uncharacterized. The transcript has a single exon. Bases 1 to 516 code for a protein of 171 amino acids. The record is from RefSeq and is a predicted model, not a curated record. Lineage: Eukaryota; Apicomplexa; Conoidasida; Eucoccidiorida; Eimeriidae.